UUCUUCUUCUUCUUCAUAGGAUCAGCAAUGAAUAUAGCUUCGAGGAUUCGACGAAGUUUUUUCAGAGAGAAGAAGGAAUAUUCCGAUGGGAAUAUCUUGAAGAAUGGAUCGAGUGUUAAGGAAGAAGGUAAAGAUGAGAUUUUGGGAGUUACUGAUGAAUUAAUCGAUCAUGUCAGAUCUUUCACCAUUGAUACGUUUAAGAACUUUUCUCUUGAAGAUGAAGAAGAAGAAGUAUCUGUGAGUCAUUUGGGAGAUGACGAUAAUGGAAUGAGUUCGUCUGUGAAUGUGAAGAAGGAUUUAUCUGAUUGGCAGGAGAAACACGCGGUUCUUGUCUUAUCGAAAUCUAAGGAACUCUCACAGCUGAGAUUCAAGUUAUGCCCGCGAGUUUUAAAGGAACAUCAGUUUUGGAGGAUAUAUUUCCAGCUUGUGAGGAAGCUUGUGGCAAAGUAUGAGGUGCUAGCAAUCCAACAGGCUAAAAUAAGGAGGAUGGCCAUGGAAGACAGUAAAACUUCUGAAACCAAGGGUGUAUAUGAAGUUGAAAUGUCAAAAACAAAACAAAGGUUGAGUACAGGACCGGCAACUCCGUGAAGCUUUUGUGGCGAAGUUUGAGAAAGAACAUGACAGUGUUGCUCACCAUGUAACCUAACCAAAAUGCUGAACCAUCAGAAUUUAAGAAGCAUUUGAUCGGUAAAUAUUUUUCAAUCAUGUGUUGUAAGGGUGACAAAACCAAGAAGGUUUUGAUUCUACGGAGGUGUAAAUGAUCAUGUGAUUUUGUAUCAGACAUGAAACAGUAGUCUUAAACGCUUUGUAGUAACAAGAAUCGACAUCAUUAUUUAAUGUUUUGAUUCAUCCGA
Arabidopsis lyrata subsp. lyrata is the source of this 854-nucleotide messenger RNA. RefSeq lists its product as uncharacterized. The coding region runs from base 28 to 588 and encodes 186 amino acids. The record is from RefSeq and is a predicted model, not a curated record. The transcript has 5 exons. NCBI's taxonomy places the organism in Eukaryota, Viridiplantae, Streptophyta, Magnoliopsida, Brassicales, Brassicaceae.